This is a messenger RNA of Guyanagaster necrorhizus, 1168 nucleotides long. RefSeq lists its product as uncharacterized. Bases 379 to 1104 code for a protein of 241 amino acids. NCBI's taxonomy places the organism in Eukaryota, Fungi, Basidiomycota, Agaricomycetes, Agaricales, Physalacriaceae. The record is from RefSeq and is a predicted model, not a curated record. The transcript is spliced from 5 exons.
CUCUUCACAUACUCCCCCGUCUCAUCUGUGCUUGGACGUCUAUAUUUGGCCACAGAAUGCCGAAGGGCAUCCUUCACCGCUGCAGGCAUUUUAUCUGAUGAUCUAAAGCCAAAUCCCAUGAAUUGAGGAGCGAAGGAAGGAGAUAAAGCUUUGAACCCUGAAAUAUACACCCACUCCCCCUCCGAUAUCAAUCCCUAAAUCCUCUCUCCAUCUGCCUCUGUAAGGUCUUGAACAUAGGUUCUUUUACGCCAUCAGGACCAUCCCGCGCCGGCGAACACGCGACGCUAUCUACGAGUUUGUUUUCCUUGGCAUACGUCUUCCACUCUUUGCUGUGGUGCUGGUCCUUUCACGCAGACCGACAGGCACAGUAGAUCUGAUAUGGAUACAGCGUCAUGCAUAUGUUCGAAGCUGAGGCCAAGCGUCGGGUCCAAGUUCAUCCGCCCCGCCGGUUCUUUGGUGCCGCGAGACAUACGAAAUCAGAAACAUAGACAGAGGGGCACCUACGGGUCCAUGUUUUCUCGUGAGGAGGCGGAGAUUUAUCGAGAGGACAGGAUUUUCACGCACUCCAGACAAGAGUGCCUUUCGCUGUUCGACUGGGUCCUUUCGUAUGGAGGGUUCAAUUCAAGAAGCUCGCAUAGGCCUUCAUUCGACUCGGACACUCCAGACACUGUUUACCAAGCCCGAGUGAGCAAGUAUCAUUACUCAUCGACUGCCGUUGCAAACGACACCUAUCUCGGGCAGAUUAGGACGAAUGGAGUUGUUGCCCACACCAUCUCCGAGCCGUAUCAACCGCCAUCAGCACCUACAAAUUUAUCCGUGCGCGGAAAUCAAAACUUCCUGGGUGCAGAUCCUGGCAUACGUCCGUCUUUCAGACUCGGGUCUCUAGCAGAGCAGCCGUUCGUGAGAAUGAGGAUCACACAGUGGACCGCAUUCUCCGACCAUGAUGAAAGUGGGUGGAUAUCCAUGACUGCCGUUCCCCCUCUGAGCGUUUAUCUACUCUGGGUCCGGAAUGGACCUUCAGUGGAUGCACUUGCACCGGGCGUCGGGGGAACAGACGUCGAGAUCGGCCUCACACCGCCCCUCCUGCAAAACUGUCAGUCAUAACCCCGUACAUAAGCACAAGAUGAAUGAUGAGCCAUGCGUGCUUCGUCCUCCUUCGUAAUUUUUG